AUUUAAAAUAAAAUGUUUAAAAUUGACAAACAUAAAUCCAAAAUUAAUCUUAGCCAUACAUUUACUAAUGAGAAUGAAGUAUUGGACAUGGGUUGUGAUGAAGAGGCAUUAUUAGAAAAAUUGGUAUUAGGAAAAUCUUUAGUUAAAAAAAGAUUCUUUGAUGAUGGAGAAUUAGACAUUGAAGAAGAUAAAAACUUUGAAUUUAAUAAAGAGGAAACAAAUAAAGUACCAGCUUGGGAGGAUCCUGAUGAUGCACAAGAAAUUAAUGUAAAUAGUAAAAAUUUUGGAAUUGCAAGGCCUCAAGAGAAAAAUAUCCCUGGAAUGAAAUAUAAUCAGCAAAUUAAAAAAAGAUAUCAAAAAUCUAUGGCUCAUAACACUGAUUGGGUUACAAAAAAGCAUGAUAUACAAGAUGAAUUUGAAGAUUUAGAAUUUAGUCAUCAGGCUUAUGAUUAUAUUGCAAAGGGUGAAACAGGGGAUCCAAUUGCUGAUUCCUUAAAUGAUUCCAAUCUGUUAAAAUAUAAAUGGCUGAGAAAUUUAAAAAAUUAUAGACCAUCAAUAGAUUCAGAUCCUAUAGAGCAAAACUCAGAUAAAAGUCCCACAUUUAAUUUUAAAAUGAAUAUUGACAGAGCUAGAAUAACCAGCCUAAAAUUUCACUCAAAAUAUCAAGUUUUGCUAUCAUCAAAUAUCAAUGGUCUAUUUAGAUUGAAUCAGAUUGAUGGAAAAGGUAACAAAGAACUACAAAGAAUAGAGCUUGAAAAUUUUGCAAUAUCUGGCUGUGAUUUUAUUACUCCUGAAAAAGAUCAAAUAUUAUUUGUGGGAUCCAAUGUACGCUACUUACACACUUUUGAUCUAUUAAGUGGCAAAAUAUCAAAAAUAUCAUUAAAAACUAAAUAUACCUCAGUCAAUCCCAGAUUUUGUCAGAUGUCUCAGGAUGGUCAAUACAUUGCAUUAUAUGCACACCAGUCUGGCAAAAUAUCUCUUUUAUCUCAGAAGUCAAAGGAAUUCUUGCAUAACUUUUACACAACAAGUUCGAAUACCAGAGCAGUGCUAUUCUCACCCGAUUCAAGAUAUUUAUUAGCCAUAUCUGAAAUGGGAGAAAUAUCUGCUUGGGAUCUAUACUACUUUCGGAACUCUAAAUGUUCGCUUUUUAAUGUAAAUCUCAUGUCAUUUAGCGACAAAGGCAAUUACCAAGCCACUGUUUUGGAUCUAACUGCGGAUGGAAAAUACUUAUUCACAGGAAGUCAUAGUGGUGUAAUCAACGUUUACGACAUAAAUUCGUCUUUUUCGACUAUCGGUAUGAGUAAAUUAGAACCGGUAUUCGUUAAAAGUCUCAAAAAUAUAUCAACGCCUAUUACGCUACUCAAAUCGAAUCCGCAAUCGCAAUUACUCUUGGCCGCAUCUAAUUAUAAGCAGGAUUGUGUGAAAAUGGUGAACUUGCAAAAUCUCUCAGUUUAUUCAAAUUUUCCAACGGCACCCAAAAAGAGUAGACUUAAAGAUGACCAAACUACCCUUCAUACUUAUUUGAAUAAAGUCAAUGCAUCCGACUUCUCCCCUUCCUCGGGCUAUAUAGCCAUCGGAUCCGAUAAAGGAGACAUUAAUUUAUACAGAUUGAAAGCAUAUGGCCAAUAUUGAAAAAGGAACAUAUUUUCUCAUUAGGUAAAUAUGACAAGAUAUCUUAAAUAUAUCGAAAAAGAAAAUGGCGAUGAAUGAAUGUGUUUACCAAAUGUGAAUAAAAAAAU
This is a messenger RNA of Gordionus sp. m RMFG-2023, 1739 nucleotides long. RefSeq names its product U3 small nucleolar RNA-associated protein 18 homolog. Gene Ontology annotation, biological process: rRNA processing. The transcript is spliced from 12 exons. Gene Ontology annotation, molecular function: protein binding. Gene Ontology annotation, cellular component: Pwp2p-containing subcomplex of 90S preribosome; small-subunit processome. NCBI's taxonomy places the organism in Eukaryota, Metazoa, Nematomorpha, Gordioida, Chordodea, Parachordodidae. The coding region runs from base 13 to 1632 and encodes 539 amino acids. The record is from RefSeq and is a predicted model, not a curated record.